This is a messenger RNA of Owenia fusiformis, 795 nucleotides long. Lineage: Eukaryota; Metazoa; Annelida; Polychaeta; Sabellida; Oweniidae. The record is from the annotation of a GenBank genome assembly.
AUGCAUCUUUUAACGUUAGUAUUUGGAGUGAUCCUUCACGUCAGUAUAUCACAAGCCGGACACGAAUGUGGAGUUUGUUAUAUGUCUGACUGCUGCAACGACCGUUCAAUCACUGGUAGGAAAAACAUCAAAACGAAUGGAGGUAAAAUAUUCAGUGCGUUUUGCGACCAAGGCUGGACGUACAUAAUGAGAAGAUUCAAUGGGCACGAGAAUUUCUAUCGUACUUGGAGGGAGUAUCAAAAUGGCUUUGGUAAAAGAGAUGGUGAACAUUUCAUUGGUUUGGAUAACCUUGCCAGUUUUGUAAAGGGGCGUACGUGCAAAGUGCGAUUUGAUUUGGAAGCAUGGCCUCCCGUAUCCCCAGCUAAUAGGUUUGCCGAAUAUUCAGUAUUCUCCAUCGCCGACUGGAGCGAUAAGUACCGUCUUACCAUUGGAGGAUACAGUGGAACAGCUGGUAACGCAUUUGGAGGAGCAAAUGGGGCCAUGUUUUCUACCUAUGAUCAAGAUAAUGACAGUUGGGGUGGAAAUUGUGCAUUAAAUUACAAAGGAGCAAUGUGGCACAAGGCUUGUCAUGCCGCAAAUCCAUUUGGUUUGUACACAUACAGACGAAAUUGUCCCAGUAGAGCCCAGUGUCUCACUUGGGUCCAUUGGCCAGGAAUCAUCGCAUCACCCGAUAAUUGGUAUAACACGUUUAAAAGUUUUUCAAUGAAGAUAAAUUGUUGCCACAACAGCUGCUAGAUGUUAGAUUCUGUUGAAGUUUCUUGUACAAAUUGAAAGUGUAAUAGAUUUACUGAAACG